Molecule: messenger RNA, 1047 nt
Organism: Leishmania braziliensis MHOM/BR/75/M2904
Lineage: Eukaryota; Euglenozoa; Kinetoplastea; Trypanosomatida; Trypanosomatidae
Exons: 1
Coding region: 1-1047 (348 amino acids)
Source: RefSeq, a predicted model, not a curated record
AUGCUGAAGGAGUGGCUGCGCGGCUCCUCGAGCGAGGCGGAGAAGCCUGUCGAGAAGAAGCCUGUAUCUCGCAUGGUGGUAGAUGCGGAGAAGCCGCUGGAGACGCACGAGAGCGCCGCGAGCAAGCGCCGCGAGUUGUAUGAGAAGAAGCUCGCGGAGUCGGCGAAGGAGGGGCCGCUCCAUCCAAGCAAGACGGUGACCUACGAUGGCAUUUUCCGCAAGACACAGGGCGUGCUGCUGGAGGGUAAUAACAAUGAGAUUCAGGAGGGCAUCACCCUCAAUAUCGCCCGCAACGCACAGAACACGAUGAUCUCGACAAAGUGGGCGCUCGUUAACCCACAGAUGUCCCACUGGGAGGUGAACUUGCAGAUGAACGGCUUCAGUGAUAUUGUGGCGGCCUCGUGGAACACAUUGAAUCGCUACCAGCUCAUGUACCAGCGCGUCUUCAGCACUGGCGCUAUGCUUGUGACGCAAUUCAUGGCGCAGAAGCAAGGUGGCCUAUCCCAGGGUACUGUGUUUGCCAUGAUGCAGUAUCCGUGGCGCUUUGGCGGCUGCACUCAGGUGCAGUACGUGAAGGACCAGUCACUGAGCCUGAGCCACGUGCAGCGUCUUAUCCGAGGCGUCCACAUAGGCACCAAUCUCACGUUCGAACCUGCAACGCACAGCUCCUACCUCUCGCACGCCAUCUCCCUCAUGACUGCGAAGAGGGACGCCGGUUUUAUGGCAGAGAUGACACCGAGCAAGGGGACGUGGAAGAUUGCGGCGACAGCUUUUGACUGGGCAGUGAACAUGGAUGCCGCGAUUGAGCUAGAGUACAUGGAGGGCCGCGAGAGCAUGAAGAGUGCCCUCAACGUAGGCUGCCGCAAGAGCUUCGUUGGUGGGGCGCAGCUGACGACCUCCUUGUUAGGCUUCAAUAUCGCCAAGGUGAAUCUCGAUCUGCCCUUUGGCGGCGAGGUGCCUGGCACAAAUCAGCUCCGCCUCACCUUCAACUGCCAGUACGACAUCCACUCUGGUGCACUGAAGCAGGGCCUCAUCUUUACAGCUUAA